Symbiodinium sp. CCMP2456 is the source of this 1143-nucleotide messenger RNA. NCBI's taxonomy places the organism in Eukaryota, Dinophyceae, Suessiales, Symbiodiniaceae. The record is from the annotation of a GenBank genome assembly.
AUGUACUCGAAUACCCUGCUGUGGCGUAAGCUUCUUAAAGAAACCUACACCAAGACGUCCUUGUGCGAGGCAAAAGUCACCUUCCAGGCCUUUCAGGUCUACUUCCUUGUCGCCCAGGGCGGAUUCUGGUAUACCAAGUGCAAACCAGGGACCUUGGUGGACGAGGAGAGGCCGGAGGAAGCGAACGAGGAGAUCCUCAGGGUGGUCGCACCCCGAGUUCGCCAACCGGUACUGUGCGCCUCCAUCAAGAACGCGAUCCUCGAGGUCAUCAACAAAGGUCACAGCGCAUAUCGGAUAGCGAGGUGGAUCGAGGUCAGCAUCGGACAGGUGUCUGUGGUGAACCUGAACGCAGGGAAGAAUCAGCCUAGCCGACACAUCGUGUCGAUCAAGACUUUGCAGAAAAACAGCGGGAACCCGAUGUGCAUCUUCCUGGGUGUGACCACGUUCGAGUUGUUCGACAAGACGACGUCGCCUGGAGACACGCCUUUAUCGUCAGUUCUGGAGCCAUGGGAAGGCCUCAUGGGCCACACCAAGGAUACCACUGCGCCCACCACGCCCGCUAUGCUGCAGCACUUGGGCUUUCUGAAGGACCAGGUAGACGACCUCGGCAAGCUGAUGACUUUCGCCUACCUCCGCAUCGGGGAGGUCAAGGCCAUGGAUUGGGCGCCCUUCCGGCGACGCUUGCAGUUCUUCAUGAAGCGGGGGCGCAACGGCCUGGACGUGGUCGAUCUGGAACGACGACCAUCGGAGGAAGCUCUCUUGAAGGAGCUCCUGGUCAAACUCCAGCAGAAGGUGGAGCUUGCUGUGGGCAAGUCCAACAUGCUUGGCAUGUUCGAGGUAGAGUUUGAUGGCAUCAGCGGUCGGACGGUGGACCACUACAACCGUGGAAUGGUUCUGUGCAAGCAGGCGCAGCUGAAUCCGCUCUUGCUCCGGGUUAGACGCUCCGGUCAGCCGCAGGCGCUGCAGGUGCAAGUGCACAACCUGAAUCCUAUGGAGGCGUUCACCUCGCCCUCCCUGAGCAUGCUCUCGGAGCGAGCCUUGGGCUUCUGGCAGCUUCUUCGCUUUUUUCCGUAUGAUUUUCUCCACUCGUCUGAAAACAUUGGGCUCUUCUUCGCACUGCGGGCAUUGCCACAAACGCCAUGA